Gigantopelta aegis is the source of this 4117-nucleotide messenger RNA. Its product is annotated as WD repeat-containing protein 13-like. The transcript has 13 exons. The record is from RefSeq and is a predicted model, not a curated record. Lineage: Eukaryota; Metazoa; Mollusca; Gastropoda; Neomphalida; Peltospiridae. Bases 6 to 1469 code for a protein of 487 amino acids. Gene Ontology annotation, molecular function: promoter-specific chromatin binding; protein binding. Gene Ontology annotation, cellular component: nucleus.
CAAACAUGGCUGCUCUUUGGCAGCAAGUGCUUGCUCUUGAUGCAAAGUUUAACGCAUAUCGAACCCCAAAUAACCCUCAGUUUAGAACCUUAUAUAUUCGGCGGAGAAGCCAACUUUUGCGAGAAAAUGCAAAGAGUGAGUGUGACCUAGCAGCCAGGAAAGACUAUUUACACACGAGAGCCCAGUUGUUAAACAGUCGAUAUGGGAGUCCAUCAUUUUCGGAUUGCGGAAGUAUCAAAAGUCGUUCCUUCAGCAUCAGAAGUAUCAGCAAGAACACGGGAGAGAGUUUUGAAUCGAUGACGGUGGGUGUUGGUGAUACGAGGAAGUACCACCGCCGCCACCUCAGUAGUGGGUCACUGAAGCACCUGUAUGAGGGGCCGAUGAAGAGAGUGUAUGACAGCAUCGAGGUCGUCCCCACGAGUGCUGCUGAAGCCAGCAGAGCAAUGGCGGGUGGUAAAAGUCUGUCAGAAAACUAUGCUUUUGCUGGGAUGCAUCACAUUUUUGACCAGCACACUGCAUCAGUUUCCAGUGUGAAGUUUGCCCAUGACGACAAGUCACGUGUUGCCUGCUGUUCACUGGAUGGAACCUUAUCGAUCUGUCAGCUCAUCCCCCCACCUGCAACAGUCAUCUGUAUGUUACGAGGGCAUGAAGCAGGUGUCACAGAUUUUGUGUGGUCCUUGUCGAACGAUGUGAUUCUGUCUGUGUCGUAUGACGGGACCGCUCGACUGUGGGACGUGGCCGCUGGGUCGUGUCUGCGGGUCAUCGAGGAUGGAGGGAGUGGAGAGCUGUACUGCUGCAUGUUUCAACCUCUCAAUAACAACAUGUUUGUCACAGGCAGUGGUCGGGGAAAUGUGCAAGUCAUGAAUAUGUCCACAGGCAAAGGAUAUAAGGGAGGAUCCAGUAAGGUGACCGGGAAGGUUUACUGUCUGGCCUUUGAUGCUAGUGGCAAGAUUCUAUGGGCUGGUGAUGAGCGGGGGUCGAUCUUUUCAUUCACUGUGGAUGUGGCAACUGGAAAACUUACAAAAGCAAGAAGGAUCACCGUGUGUGAGGGCCAGCCAGUAACCAGCAUAUCGGCCCGAGCCUGGAUUAACAGAGAAGCUAGAGAUCCAUCUCUCUUAGUGAACUGUUGUCUCAACUCUCUGUGUCUGUUCAGAAUUGUAUCAGACGAUGGAGCAUUACAGCUGAAGAAGACGUUUCCUAUCAAGCAGAGAGUUUCACAUAUCAAGAGUUCGUUCUGUCCUCUCAUGUCCUUCAGACAAGGAGCCUGUGUCAUUUCAGGUAGUGAGGACAUGUGUGUGUAUUUCUUUGACGUGACCAAGGAGUCUAAAUCGUGUGUGAACAAACUGCUGGGUCAUUCGGCCCCGGUCCUCGACGUGUGUUUUAACUGUGAUGAGAGUCUGCUGGCGUCCUGUGAUGCUCAAGGUCUUGUUAUUAUAUGGAAGAGAGAGGGCAAGCAGGGAAUUCUGUGAUUAAAAUACAUUGAAUAUACCAGCCAUAGAUUCACAUGGGAAAUGAGUGGAAGUCCAGUGGACAUGUCAAAUCUGAAUGACAAAAACCAAUUUCAAAAUCGUAUCUCUUCAAAAGGCAGAGGCAGAAGGAUGUUUUGACAAUAUCAUCAUCAUUACUCCCAUAAGUCACUAGCAAAUGUUUUGCCUUAAGAGGACUGCCAUUUUGCAGGAUGAUACAUCAUUCCUACUUUGUCUGUAGGUAAACUGCCACACCAACUGCUGGUGACACCAGUCGUAAGACAGAGCACUGUCACAUGCAUGUAUGCCUUCGAUCUGCAAAUCCAGGAUAGCAAAAAAAAACCCCCAAACAAAUCUAGAUCUAAAUUGAUGUCCACAUGUGUGAACCCUCUCGUCCCCUCAUUCAUGCACAACGAUUGAAAAAAAGCCUGCCAACCUACCCCUAACCCUCAUUGUUACUGGAAAUAUGAUUUUUAAAAUUAUAAACAUGUACAUAUUGUUUCGGAAACCCCUCUUACCUAUAGCAUAAUCUGUCCCUGUUUAAAUAUGGCAUUUUGACCAAUUUGAUAAAAAAAAUCUCCAUGCAGACUAUAUCCCAAGAAGCCAAUGCCCAUGCUGAGUCUGUACUCGCAGAUAUUUAGGAACUAAUGGAAGUGACUUAGUGGGAAAAGAUACAAGUUUUUGUUACAGACUGGAACCCAUUCAAGGUGGUAGCAAAUGAGAAAAUCGGCCACUGUACACUGCCAAAACACCACUGCUUGAAUAGAUCUUAAUAAAUAGGCUGACAUGAUCCAUUGUGCAUGAAUGGCUUUUUGCACGCUAAUAUUGCGGUUGACUGUUUCUUUGUCUUUACUGUUCAAGUUCCCUGCAACUUUAUUGGCAUACAGUUGUAAUGGUUUAUGUAUGCUAAUGUUUAGGCAGAUUUAGUUAACUAUACACGUUAGGUAAAUGACUAAACAGGUUAACAGAUGUGUACACAGACAUGUUAGUGAGUUGAUCUCAUUAAAGACGCCUAUAAUUCGGAUUUAACCGAAAUGUACACAGACGUGUGGUGUUAGGAAAGUUAAUUUGUCAAAGGGAGGUCACCCACAUUAAUUUCAUGUCGCAUUUUAGUCCGCCCAUCUUCACUUGCAUUAAGUUAGGGACUCAUUAAUUUCAGGAUCUACAGUAUACAUGUAUGCACCAAAUAACUUAUCAUCAUCAUCAUCAUCAUGUAUCUUUCAUACAUUUCUGACAUAAUCGGCGAUUCAUCUGAACAUACAUGUAGUUUACGGUUUUAGCCUCUUCUAUUUGAACCUCUGGCAAGGAAUUGGAUCUUUGAUUUUUAUAAAGUUUAAAGUCUCUUGAUACAGGUUUGAGAAUGUAAGAAAUAAUUUCCAUGUUCGUUUACCUUGGUGCUAAAGCACUCGUCUGGGUCUAAUUCACUAAACUCUUGCAACUUUGCGAUCUCGCAGUACAAUGCUAAAAGACUUGCAAAGAGGAUGCUUUGUUGUCUAGUAAAGCCUAACAAACCGUUGUGAAUUAGACCUCUGAUGUGUAAUGGAUGGUGGGAUCAAUUUCCCUUAGAGGACCUGGCCUUGUGCUUAUAAAACUUUUAGUGUCUAGACUCUAAUAGAGUCCGAGUCGUGAACGUCAUGGCAACAUUAUACUAAUUUUAUGCGCGUGACGUCAAUAGAGAUUGAGUUUGAUAAGCAAGGGCCUUCAUCUAGCUCAGUUGGUAAAAUGCUCAUCUGUUUCUUGAAACAUAGGAUCGAACCCCAUCAGUGGACCCAUUCUCUAAUUAUUGUUUUUUCUCCCCGGUCCCAGCCAGUGGCCGACGACUGGUAUAUCAAAGGUUGUGGUAUGUGCUGUUGUGUUUGUGGAAAACUGCAUAUAUAGAAUCCCUUGCUGUUAAUGGAUACAUUUAGUGGGUUUCCUCCAAGACUGUAUAUCAGAAUUGUUCAGUGUUUGACAUCCAAUAGCUGAUGCUUAAUAAGUCAAUAUCCUGUAGUGGUGUAAUUAAACAAAACAAAGUUUAACUUUGACCUACAUUUGUAUAUAUUCUUAUUGAUUAGAUUUUCUCAUUGCAGACAGGGCUAGCUCUGGGUGAGCGAAAAAUUUCACCAAAUUGUCCAUUAAACUUCAAAAAUUGCAGAAAUCAACAGUUACAGAUAUUUUCUAAAAAAUGUCAGUUAUUACAUAAAAUAAUUUUGCCAAAUGAAAAUAAAAUUCGCCAACUGCUUUCAAAAUUCGCAGUUGGCAAAUUUGGCGAGUGCUAGAGCUAGCCCUGGCAGACAAACCGAUCUAAUUUGUUUUGUGCCUUUCUAUCUCAAUGAAAGAGUUGGAACUCUUUAAAGCUGUAGAUUUGAUACAAAAAUUGACUCUUUUUUUUAAAUCUUUUUUUUUAGUUGAUUUCACUUGCAGUUACUACAUAAACAAAUUAUAACGAAUGUAUCAUUUCAUUGUAUGUAUUGAUGGAUGGAUGGAUGUUUAUUGAAUAUAUAAUUAUUUAUCCUUAUUUGCAGUAUAUUAUAAGUUGACAAUGUUAUAUUUCUAAUUUAUUAUGAAGUAUUAUAUAAGUUAUUUCUUACACAGAUGUGAAAUAUAAAAUGCAGUGCAUACAUGUUUUGUGUAGAUACAAAUAUGAUAGUGCAAUACAUUCCAAAUGACCA